ACCGGGAGGUGGGCCAAAAUGGCGGCGGCCGGGCUGAGGGCGAUGGUGGGCGUGAAGCGGGUCAUUGACUACGCGGUGAAGGUCCGGGUGAAGCCAGACAAGACUGGGGUGGUGACGGACGGGGUGAAGCAUUCCAUGAACCCCUUUUGCGAGAUCGCCGUGGAGGAAGCCGUGCGCCUCAAGGAGAAGAAAUUGAUCUCGGAGGUAGUAGCGGUUAGCUGUGGUCCACAACAGUGCCAGGAGACAAUCCGCACAGCCUUGGCAAUGGGUGCCGAUCGAGGGCUGCACGUGGAGGUCCCUGCCAAGGAUUACGAGAACCUCAGCCCCUUCCAUGUUUCAAAGAUCCUUGCUGCUCUGGUCAAGAAAGAGGGCGUCAAUCUGCUGCUGCUUGGCAAGCAGGCCAUUGAUGAUGACUGUAACCAGACAGGGCAAAUGACAGCAGCAUUUCUUGACUGGCCUCAGGGGACGUUCGCCUCUGAAGUUACCGUGGACGGGGAUUGGUUGAAGGUGGAACGAGAAGUCGACGGGGGUCUGGAGACCGUGCGUCUCAAGCUGCCGGCCGUCGUGACCGCUGAUCUACGUCUAAAUGAGCCUCGCUACGCCACCCUACCUAACAUCAUGAAAGCUAAAAAGAAGAAGAUUGAGGUGGUGAAGCCAUCCGACCUCGGUGUGGACCUGACCCCGCGGGUGAAAACACUGAGUGUAGAAGACCCUCCCCAGCGCCAGGCCGGGGUCAAAGUGGAAACCGUGGACGACCUGGUUGCUAAACUCAAGGAGAGUGGGCGGAUCUAAGCCCCUGAAUUGUUCUGCCUUGCCUGGAUCUGUUGCUCUAGGCCUUCUGCUGCUGUUGAGGCGGGUGUGACACUCAGGGGUCCGUCCGUUGGCCUCGCUGGGGCCCAGUCCCUCAGAGACCGGAACCGUGAUGCCUUCCCGCACAGCUUACCCCCCAAAGGAAGCUGGAUGACAAUUUUUAAUUUUUUUGUUUCUUCUGGAUUAAUGAUGGGUCAGUUUGCAAUAAACAUCCUGUGAUCGUUGGAGGAGCUGCUCUCGUCUCAGACUUUUUAAAGUUCAGAUAUGGCAUAAAGUAAAUAAAUAAAGUUCUUAAAGGCUCACAGGGCCCUCUUCGGG
This is a messenger RNA of Eublepharis macularius, 1128 nucleotides long. RefSeq names its product electron transfer flavoprotein subunit beta (gene ETFB). Gene Ontology annotation, cellular component: cytosol. Lineage: Eukaryota; Metazoa; Chordata; Lepidosauria; Squamata; Eublepharidae. The transcript is spliced from 7 exons. The record is from RefSeq and is a predicted model, not a curated record. The coding region runs from base 19 to 792 and encodes 257 amino acids. Gene Ontology annotation, molecular function: electron transfer activity.